CUGAGCCAGUAUACUCGACCAUUAGGGUACUGGUAGGGUGGAAGCGAAUCGAAGUGAGUUUUGGUGAGUUCGAACGACACAUGCGAUGAUAUAGUUGUCGGUGUAAGCCACUACCCAUGGUCUUCGUUUAAUUCCGUACCAAGUGUUCCAUCCGAUUUUGACCUGAGCAAAACCUGCAGAAAUGGCCAUGCAGUCGUUCAAGAAACGCGUCUGUUAUUACUAUGAUAGUGAUAUUGGAAAUUAUUAUUAUGGUCAAGGACAUCCUAUGAAACCACAUCGUAUAAGGAUGACGCACAAUCUACUCUUGAACUAUGGUCUUUAUAGAAAAAUGGAGAUAUAUCGACCUCAUAAAGCUACAGCAGAAGAAAUGACAAAAUUCCAUAGCGAUGACUACAUCAGAUUUCUAAGAUCAAUACGGCCGGACAAUAUGGCAGAGUACAACAAACAGAUGCAACGAUUUAAUGUGGGAGAAGAUUGCCCUGUUUUCGAUGGCUUGUACGAAUUUUGUCAAUUAUCAGCUGGUGGAUCUGUAGCUGCCGCUGUGAAACUCAACAAGCAAGCCUCAGAAAUUUGCAUUAAUUGGGGCGGUGGCUUACAUCAUGCAAAGAAGAGCGAAGCUUCUGGUUUUUGCUAUGUAAAUGAUAUUGUACUUGGGAUUUUGGAACUGCUAAAAUAUCACCAGAGAGUUUUGUACAUCGACAUUGACGUUCAUCAUGGCGAUGGUGUAGAAGAAGCCUUUUAUACAACCGACAGAGUGAUGACGGUCUCAUUUCACAAGUACGGCGAGUAUUUCCCCGGAACAGGAGAUCUUCGCGAUAUAGGGGCAGGAAAGGGAAAGUACUAUGCAGUUAAUAUACCUUUGAGGGAUGGUAUGAAUGAUGAAAGUUACGAAUCAAUAUUCGUCCCUAUCAUCUCUAAAGUGAUGGAGACAUUUCAACCUUCCGCUGUUGUUUUACAGUGUGGAGCAGAUUCAUUGACAGGCGAUCGAUUGGGAUGCUUCAAUUUAACUGUGAGGGGCCAUGGUAAAUGCGUAGAAUUUGUGAAGAGAUACAAUUUACCUUUUCUGAUGGUAGGAGGUGGUGGUUAUACCAUCAGAAAUGUGUCUAGAUGUUGGACAUAUGAGACAUCGGUGGCUCUCGGAUGUGAUAUUGCUAAUGAGCUGCCAUACAACGAUUACUUUGAAUAUUUCGGGCCUGACUUUAAAUUGCAUAUUAGUCCUUCAAAUAUGACAAAUCAAAACACUUCUGAAUACCUUGAUAAAAUUAAAACAAGGUUGUUUGAAAACCUGAGAAUGCUACCUCAUGCACCUGGCGUACAAGUUCAGGCAAUACCAGAGGAUGGUGCCAUAAUCGAAGAGUCGGAAAUUGAAGAAAAGGUUAAUCUUGAUGAAAGACUGCCUCAGCGUGAUUUAGAUAAAAGGAUACAACAUGAAAAUGAGUACAGUGAUAGUGAAGAUGAAGGUGAAGGUGGACGAAGAGAUAACAGAUCAUACAAGGGAUCUACGAAGCGGCUACGUUUGGAAAAAGGUCAGGAAAUAGACAUGCGUAUUAUGAAUAUUCAUAUAAAGAAAGAAGAUGAUGUAAAAUCAGACCCUAGAGAAAAUGAAAGGGCUGAAAAAGCAAAUCUCAUGAAUGAAGAAAUGAAGAAAGAGGGCGGAAUUAAUCUCUGAUAAGUAGCUCCUUCAAAACUUGCAUGAUAUCUGCACAAGUACAAAAGUCCCUAUUUAAAAAUUAAAUAUAGGUUAUUUGAAAGGAAAAAAAAUAGGAUUUUUCAUUGGAUCGUUAUUGCGCUGUAUACUGAAGCCUCUUCAGAUAGCAGUACCUAUGUGUGCAAUCUGUUUAGGCCUGAGGCUGAAGACAAGUCAUAUAUGGAAUUGUGAAAUAAAAAGUAUGCGUAUAUCAGUGACGAUCGAGGAUCUUCUUCCAUGAUUUUAUGAAUUAAGAGAAAGCAUCGAGAAGAUGAGAUGAAAUUAUGAACGUAUGGAUUUUGUAUAUUACUGUAUUUGUACUUUUGUAUUUAAUGAGAUAAGUAAAGUUGCUUUACAGUACGUAA
Messenger RNA from Wasmannia auropunctata (little fire ant), 2052 nucleotides. Its product is annotated as histone deacetylase Rpd3-like. The record is from RefSeq and is a predicted model, not a curated record. Bases 182 to 1669 code for a protein of 495 amino acids. Lineage: Eukaryota; Metazoa; Arthropoda; Insecta; Hymenoptera; Formicidae. The transcript has 9 exons. Gene Ontology annotation, molecular function: histone deacetylase activity.